Molecule: messenger RNA, 2483 nt
Organism: Myripristis murdjan (pinecone soldierfish)
Lineage: Eukaryota; Metazoa; Chordata; Actinopteri; Holocentriformes; Holocentridae
Gene: tafa5l
Product: TAFA chemokine like family member 5, like
Exons: 5
Coding region: 658-1056 (132 amino acids)
Source: RefSeq, a predicted model, not a curated record
GUGACAUUUUUUUGCACGGAUGUGGCCACAUAUGACGCAUUUGUGCCUGUAGCCGCGCUCCAGCGCGCGCGUUGUCUUGCGUUUUAGGACAAGUUUCGCUAUCAGCCGAUUGGCAGACAAGUGCCGGAUAUGGUUAACUUAUAUGUCUCCCUGUAGAGUGUCACCCAGCCACACUCGGCGCAGAAGUUGGUUGGGAAUAAUAGCAGUGCGGUGCGCAGAGGAAAAAGGUGACGGCGGCUUAUACAGGAGGUCUCCAGCCUCCUCUAAAUUACCCCUCAUCAUCAUCAUCAUCACCAUCAUCCCAGUCUAAGGAUCAAAUCUGCGGGGGACUGCGCUGCACAGUCUCAUUCUACCUACUUCAAGUCAUUCCGCCAAAGCCUGCCCCUGAAUUGUUAAAAAAAAAAAUCGCAGCUGCGUAAACUUGGCCAGAUCUGGUGACAUUGCCUCUAUGUGUUGAACAGCCUGGAUGGAUAUGCGGCGCGCCGAGGGAAUGUGAUAAGCGGGGGGAUUGUUAUCAGUCCCUCUCCUAUUAUAAGCUCAAAAUGGACGCCGACGACAGGCUAUGGAAACAUCACGGGAACAGCUAUUCUUCCGCAGAUCUGCUUGAUAUCUGAGCUGAAAGCCGUUUCAAAGUUGGGCUUCGUAUUAAGGUGUAGGAUGCAGUCUGGAGUGAAGACGCUCUCCGCAGGUGGAGGUGCGUCACUCUGCUGCCUGCUGCUCCUCUGGCUCGUCUACUCCCAUCUGCUCAGAGAGGGCCAGUUGGCGGUGGGAACCUGUGAGAUAGUGAUGCUCAACAGAGAUAGCAGCGUUCCCAGACGGACCAUCGCCCGGCAGACGGCUCGCUGCGCCUGCCGGAGAGGCCAGAUCGCCGGAACCACAAGGGCAAGGCCAGCCUGUGUAGAUGCGCGAAUUGUGCGAAGCCGGCAGUGGUGUGAGAUGGCGCCCUGCAUGGAGGGUGAGGUCUGCGGCCUCCUGUUCAACCGAUCCGGCUGGACCUGCACCAGAGGCAGCGGUCGCAUCAAGACCGUCACGCCUUUGCCCAAGGAGCCGUCGUAGAGAACAAAGAAAAACAGCAAGUAAGUUUGUUGACAUCCAUGGUACAACAGGGACGGAGGCCAAUCACCACCCCAGAACAUUGUGUCCAUUCACCAACUUAAUGCUCCCAAACAAUACACAAGGCUUGAACUUCAGGAAAAAUACCCAGAGCCCCUCCACUCACCACUAUGACAGACUCUUGGCUCUUCAUCCGGUCCAGAUUUCUGAGAACUGUCAGCGAAGUCUCCAGCGAGCAGCAUGGUGCACCAUCAGCAUUGAAUCUCCACCACAACCAAUCCAUGACCAAGACGAUGUAGAGCAAAAGCCCUCUGAGGAGCGUUCAUCAAAAGGGCAGUGGAAUACCCACUGAAGUCCAAGUCUUUUGAAGUUGUUGUUUUGUUUUUUUUGUUGCCACUGUCAGUUCUGCCGGGGAAGACUCCUUCAAGAUAUUUCUUACCUCGGUGGCUUCAUUUAGACUUUCAAAUAUCAGCCCCUUCAUCUUCUCCAGUAUCACCGCUGUGAAGACAUCCAGGGUUAUAUUCCAGCCCAGAACGGUUUAUUUAAUGGCAGCGCUUUCUGUCAUUGGGACUGAGCCAGAGCAUAUCAUCUGUUGGAUUGUAGGCUUUUACACUUUAAUCCUGUGUGACUGAGUAAAAACGUUCAAGGCUAUCACCUCCAAAAUCUUCAUAUACAAAGGAUGGACAUUGUGAAAACAGCAUGGAAGUUUUUUUGGAAUGUCACAAGUACAGAGGACAGAAAUGACUUGACUCUGUCUUUCUUUAAUCAGUCGAGGUCAUGAUGGUGAAAUGUGGACAUUUUGAAUGACUUGGCUUAUAACUUGUAUUUUUUAAUUUUUUUUUUUUUAUGUGGUGCAAACAUAGACUAGCCCAGUAGAUUAUGUCAAUGAACCUCACACAUCCUGUACACACCACCACAAGCGUUUAGCAGAUACGGACCCCUGGCUGAUUUUUCCAGUGUGUAUGUGCGUGCGUAUGUAUGCAUCUGUUUUCAUCGGUAUACAUGUAUAUAUGUGUACAUCUACAUAUAUAUAUAUGUGGGUGCCUGCCUCUGCGUGUGGGUCUGUAUGUAUGGGUGUAUAUACGCUUUUGUAUGCGUGUGUGUGUGUGUGUGUGUGUGUGCACAUCCUGAGAUACACUGUGAAAUAAAUCAUAACCGGUACAUAAUUCAUACUGUUGUACAUUUUUUUGGGACACACCCAUACCAGAGCUCACCAUCUUGCAAACAGAUGCAUUUGUGAUUUUACAGAUCUCAUUUAAAUCUUGAUGGAUGAAUUCUGCUUUGAUUUGUAUUUUCAUUCUGGUCUUUUCUUUAGCUAUAUUUAUAUUGGGGAAAUAUUAUUAAAAAUGGGGGAAAGAUCUAUGCUAUGUCACAUAAGUUAAAUUCUGUAAUUAAAAUCCAUUCAUGUGUGAUUAAAUGUAUUUCAAAAU